Messenger RNA from Durio zibethinus, 2545 nucleotides. RefSeq names its product serine/threonine-protein kinase D6PK-like. The record is from RefSeq and is a predicted model, not a curated record. Lineage: Eukaryota; Viridiplantae; Streptophyta; Magnoliopsida; Malvales; Malvaceae. Gene Ontology annotation, biological process: protein phosphorylation. Gene Ontology annotation, molecular function: ATP binding; protein kinase activity.
CUCUCUCCCUCUCUCUUUGUUUUUGGCUGUAAGCUGUAACAUGUUCUGGGACACUGUAAGAAAAAGACUCAAAACCCAACUCAACCUUGGGUUUAUCGAAAUAAAAAACCUUACAAGUUACCAAUUUGCUUAUCUUAUUCUUAGUUCUUACCCAGUUAUCCUCAGUAUUUCAAAUUUGAAAACAGUUUUAACCCUUCCUUUGAUUUCCAACUCCCCAUGCUAAGUUAAGCCCGCGUCUCACUCUCUCUUUCUUUGACUGCCUCGGUCACACCCCACAUUGUCUUGACCAACAAUCUCCAGAUUUUUAAACCUGUUAUCUUUCAGACAUUUCAUCAAACAGGUUUCUCAUUUCUUUUCUCUCAAACAUGGAUGAACAACCCCAAAAAAAUGAAAAGCUUGAAGCUUUUCCUGUCACCAACACUAUCAAAGACCUUUGCUUGAAUAAUAACAGCGUUAGCGUUUCUGGGUCUGAUUCUAAUGUUAGUUCUAGCAAUAAUGGAAGUAGCAGUAAUAGUUUUCAAGAUGCUAACUUCAAUAAGAAUAAUUUUAGCAUUAGUUUAUGUUGUAGUAAUUCUGAGUCAGCCAAUAAAAUUAGUGUUAGUAGGAAUGCUGAUUCUGUUACUACUGACUGUGAAGAGAGUGAAAAGAGUAGUCUUGAUGCAAAUGAGUGUAGUAGUUUUAGGAGUUUUUGUCCAUCCAAACCUCAUAAAGGAAAUGAUAUAAGAUGGGAUGCAAUACAGUAUGUUAAGGGUAAAGAUGGGGACUUGGGGUUAGCUCAUUUUAGGUUGUUGAAAAAGUUGGGGUGUGGAGAUAUAGGGAGUGUUUAUUUAGCUGAAUUAAGAGGGAUGGGAUGUUUGUUUGCAAUGAAGGUUAUGGAUAAAGGGAUGUUAGCUGGGAGGAAGAAGAUAAUGAGGGCACAAACUGAGAGAGAAAUAUUGAGUUUGUUAGAUCAUCCAUUUUUGCCAACCCUUUAUUCACAUUUUGAGACUGAGAAGUUUUCUUGCUUGUUGAUGGAGUUUUGCAGUGGCGGGGAUCUUCAUAUUCUCCGGCAGCGACAGCCGGGCAAGCAUUUUUCGGAAGCAGCUGCAAGGUUUUAUGCUUCAGAAGUCCUUUUAGCCCUUGAGUAUCUACACAUGAUGGGUGUGGUAUAUAGGGAUUUAAAGCCUGAAAAUGUAUUGGUGAGAGAGGAUGGCCACAUCAUGUUAUCUGAUUUUGAUUUGUCGUUGCGAUCUUUUGUCAAUCCUACCCUUGUGCAGUCCAGUUCCGAGCCAUCAUCUAGAAUCGCUUCAUACUGUAUUCAGCCAGCCUGCAUUGAUCCAGCCUGCAAACUACCCGUAUGUGUAGAGCCUGCAUGUUUGCAGCCAUCUUGCUUUAAACCUCGGUUUCUCAGUUCCAAAGCAGCAAAGGUGAAAAGUGAAAGAACAAAUUUGGUGAAUUCAGAUUCAUUUCCUGUGCUUAUUGCAGAGCCAACUAAUGCCCGCUCCAUGUCAUUUGUUGGAACCCAUGAAUAUUUAGCUCCUGAGAUAAUUAGAGGAGAUGGCCAUGGGAGUGCUGUUGAUUGGUGGACAUUUGGUAUUUUCUUGUACGAAUUAUUGCUGGGAAGGACUCCGUUUAAAGGCAAUGGUAAUCGGGAGACAUUAUUCAAUGUGGUUGGUCAGUCCCUAAAAUUUCCUGAGGGAUCUUCAAUCAGUUUUGCUGCAAAGGAUUUAAUCCGUGGUCUGCUUGUGAAGGACCCACAAAAGAGACUUGGGUUCAAAAGAGGUGCCACAGAGAUCAAGCAGCAUCCUUUCUUUGAAAGUAUUAAUUGGGCUCUUAUUCGCAGUACACAUCCUCCAGAAGUUCCUAAACCCUUUGAUAUCUCAUUUCUAAAUCUGGCAUUUAAGUCAUCCUUGCCUCCAAACGAUAAGGGAGCCACAGACUCAGACAGGUCAUCUGGUCCUUACUUAGAUUUUGAUUUUUUCUGAAUUUUGGCGGGAAGCUAUAGUGGUUAUUCUUGAGGUGGUUAGAUUGUUGAUGUGUGUUCAUGUUCUCAAUGAAAUCUUAUCUCCUUUGCCAGAUAACUUACUUUUUUUUCCAUCAUAAGUAAAUGUCUUACUGAUGUGAUUCCUACAGUUGCUAUCCGGCAACAAUUGGCGUAUAAUGGGGACGAUGAACCCACUUGAAACAUGAAUUCCUUUUUAAUUACUUCAAAAAGAGGACAAAAAUUGAAGCAACUUUUGCUGUGAGUUGUCUUUCAUUCCCCUCUUUUGUGCCUUUAGUCUCAUAUUGUGGACCUCCAAUGGUGGGGCUUAAGCCGCUUUUCCAUACUCACUCCUGGUCUAAAAUCUGGACUCACCCAGUUAUUCUCUAAAACUUUAUCUGCAAAUGAACUUUUGCUAAAGAAACUGAAACCAGACAAAUCAUAGUAAAGGGUUGGUUUUGUAGAACUGUUGAUGCAUCUAGCAAAUGAGGAAAUGUUGUGUCACUUUCCUAUUGGUAUUCUGUUUCUUAUAUUUGCUUUGAACUUUAUGUGUCCGUUCUAUCUUGAAUUGCUCCUGCUAUUGCU